AUGAUUAGCCCCACUUCAGAAAGGUCCGGCGGCGGCAGCGGCGGCGGCGGUGGUGAAACUCGUGAGGCUGUCGAAUCUCCUCACGUGCAUGAUGCUGUGACUUCACAAGUCCAAGAAUAUGAGAACAAAUGGGAUGCACCAAAAGUGCCCGGUGUUGUGACUUCACAAAUCCAAGAAUAUGAGAACAAAUCGAAAGAACCAAAAUUUGAAAAGAUGAUAACAAAUCCACCAGAGGUGAGCAAACACCAGCAAGAUCAAAGUGUUGAUGAUAUUGGCUUUGCACGUGUGGGCGAAUCCGAAUUAGGCAUGACCUUUAAGUUCGUACAAAGCAUGUCCGAGUCCGAGGGCCUAAAUAUCAGACUGCAGACGCAAAGCAUGUCGUCCAGACAAACGCAAGAGACGGCGUUAAAUUUGGGCACUGCCAUGGACAACUACCGCUUGUUCUCCGCUACGGGAGAGGUGGCGGUGGAGUUGGAUAAAAAUGGUGUAAUUGUGAACAGAAACGGUUCGAAGCCGCCGAGAGAGAUGCCGACAGCCGAAGAAUGGGGCGAAGCUCGUGUCGUGAAUCUGAUUGAGAGAAAAAACAUGUUGCUAAACGAUGAGACACAAAAUUGCCCUAAUCUUUUGAUUUUGUUCCUACAAAGAAACAGCCGAUUAACUCGUAUCCCUCCCUCGUUUUUCGACGAAAUGCCCCGUCUCAAUUUCCUCGACCUAUCAUAUACCAGAAUCAAGGCCUUGCCUGGUUCGCUCUUCAAGCUCCAAAACCUCCAAAUUCUCCUGCUCCGGAGCUGCGUCUGCCUCGACACCCUCCCCGCCGAGGUUGGGAAUCUCACGAACCUAGAAGUGCUCGAUCUUUUAGGAACGGAUCUCCCGAACCUCCCCAAAGAGGUUGGCGGAUUAACAAAACUACGCCACUUGCAGAUGUCGUUUCAUCAGCCCGAUUCCGGUAGCUCUGAAUCGGAGUUGGUUUCGAUAUCUGAGCUGCAGGCUCUGCAAGGGCUGAGCAUAUCCGUGCACCCAAAGGAUCAGCAUUGGGCGAGAAUCGUCGGGGACGUGAUCGAGCAAGUUGUGAAGCUGAAGAAGCUGAGCUAUCUCCAGUUCUACUUCCCGAGCGUGGAGGCGCUCGUGCGAUUCAGCCGAGCGAGCCUUCCGUUGAGGCGAUUCAGCUUCGUCGUCGGCCAAAACAUUAAACGGAUCAUAUCUCGUGUUCCUGAGGAGGUUGAGACCGAGUACGAAAAGUAUGAUCAGUGCUUGAGAUUGGUGAACAGUGGCAACAAAGCACCUGGAUUGAUCAAGGGGAUUCUCGAAUCCGUCACGGCUUUUUACUUGGACCAUCAAGUGGAGAUCCAGAGCUUGUCGGAAUUAGGCGUUUCUAGCUUCGUGGGGCUCAAGUUCUGCGUGUUGAGAGAGUGCCCUAAUAUGCAGGUCGUGAUCAUCGGAGAGAAGAGAGAUGCGAGUUUUUUCCCAAAACUCGAGUAUUUGGGGUUGCAUUAUCUGUGGAAGCUGGAGAAGAUCUGGGGGGAUGAUCCGACGCCAGGAAGCUAUGGAGCGCUUAAAUAUCUGAGGAUAAGCACGUGCGGGAAGCUUGAAUACGUUGCGUCUCAUUCUGUGCUUCGGUGUCUCUCUAAUUUGGAGACGUUCAUCGUUGAAGACUGUCAAUCGCUUAAAUCCAUUGUUAAAGAGGAUGCGACGGUGCAGGGUGCCGCCGCCGCCUUGCUUCCUCGAUUGAAGACGAUGCUGCUUCGCCACUUGCCCGAGUUGGUAGCUCUCGGAAGAGGCUUGUUUCAUGCGAAAGAGGUCAUCAAAAUUCAGUGUUGUCCCAAAUUCAUCAUGAGCGAAGGCCCCAGCAGGAUUAGGGAGUUGAAGAAGAAAAUUUUGAGUUUUUCAGUUAUGGAUAUUUCGCCAUCUCCGCGUCUGCCCACCGAGGCGUUCAUGGUUCCAGUUUCGGUUCGAAUCGGUUCGGAAUCGCGGAUUCACGGUCCCAACAAUAUAUAUGGAGUUGAAACCGGCUCGGAUGACAGGUCACAUAGUUCACGGUUCACGGUUCCAAACCGAUUGAGACGGUAUAUUGGCUUGAAAUUAAUUUGAAAAAAAAUGUACGUAAUGUUGACCCUUUUAUUUAGGUUGUAACUAGUUGAAAUUUAAUAGGAAUUAGAUGUGAGAGUGAGAUUGAUACUUUUAUUUAGAUUGUAAAUGAUUGAAGUUUAGUGUGAGAUAGAUAAAAAUAAAGAUAUAAG
Messenger RNA from Salvia miltiorrhiza (redroot sage), 2237 nucleotides. Its product is annotated as probable disease resistance protein At4g27220. The transcript has a single exon. Bases 1 to 2088 code for a protein of 695 amino acids. The record is from RefSeq and is a predicted model, not a curated record. Lineage: Eukaryota; Viridiplantae; Streptophyta; Magnoliopsida; Lamiales; Lamiaceae. Gene Ontology annotation, molecular function: protein binding.